CGUCGUGUCACGUGACGCGGGCUCAGGCUCUGCGGCGGUAAACAGCUCGCGACGCCACAUCUCAUUUUUCGCGCGUUGUUCGUCACUUUGUUGAUUUACUUCGUGAAACCAGAAGCGUUAAAUCAUAGCAACAGUUCGUUGAAAAGCACAGGUCUUAUCGUUUGUGGGGAGUUAUUGAUAACCCAAAGUUAGCUUAGCGGGACAACGCUUUUGGCUGUAGUUGGCUGUCUGCUGCUGUGUCGCUGUUGCGGUGACACCAAUUGCGAAAGCAAACUUUUGAGAAAGCUGUGUACAAUGGCACAGAUUGGCAUGGCAUUGUACGUGGGGUUGACCGUGUCUUUAGUUUUCGUGACUAUUUUGCACCAAAGUUCUGCUGACUUUGUUUCCACACCUGUACCUCCACCAUCGACUCCUCCACCUCAGGAGGGCCCUGGCAUACCUGCUCAAGGACAAUAUAGAGCCAAAAAUGAGAACGGCACAGUCUGUUUGAAAGCAAAUAUGGCUCUGCAGAUCAAUAUAAGCUUCAAUUCUGCUGAAAACAAGACUGUGCAAAACAUUGUCAACCUUAAUCCAAAUGAGACUUCAAGCUCAGGAUCAUGUGGCAAAGAAAGUGCCACUUUGAUACUCAAAUCAGGCCUAAAGACCGAACUUACUUUCACAUUCACCUUAAAUACUACAUCUAAUAAAUACUAUUUGAAUGGUGUGUCUAUUUUGGCAAUAUGGGCGGACAUGAAAGAGAGCUUUUCUGCCCACAAUGACAGCCUGGAUUAUCUCCAGGGGAGCCUUGGCUUCUCAUACAUGUGUCGUUCAGAGCAGACCCUAAAAGUGUCAUCGGACUUUUCACUUAACACAUACUUGCUACAUGUGCAGCCCUUUGGUCUGACCGGAGAUUCGUUUGGAUCUGUGCUGGAAUGCAUGUUGGAUGAAGAUGACUUGAUAAUUCCUAUUGUGGUUGGGGCAGCUUUGGCAGGACUUGUACUUAUUGUGCUGUUGGCUUACCUGAUCGGCAGGAAGAGGAGUCAUGUAGGCUAUCAGACCAUUUAAAGUGUAGUCUCAUUUCUAUAAAGCCAGUGUGCACAAACUGAAAACCACUAUUUUUUUUUUUCUAGUUUGUUUUCCAUUUCCCAUCUUGCCCUUUUUCACUUGCAAGUUUCUGUAAAUGUCUCUUAUGAUUACGCUGUUACAACAUAGAUUUAAUAAUCUCCCAUUAAAGUUCUCAAUCUGUGUGCAUUUUAAUGCAGGGAUUUAAAUACAAUUGUUAGUUUGUCUUCUAAAAGGUGCAAAAAGGGAUAGUUGGCUAUUUGUCUCAAACCAUCACUUCAAAACAUCUUAACAUUUCAAAAACACUAAUUUAAAUCCUACCAUCUCUUGACUUUUUCUGCUGUGUUCGUUACACUUUUAACAGGGGAACGUAAAGAAAUGUCUGUCAUCUUUCAAAAUGUUAUUUUUCACAGUGUAGCUAUUAGCUAGGAUCAAUUAAGACUUGAUAUUUUGGGUGCUAAAGGGAAAUUAUAUUUCACUACAGUUAUUUAUAAAUGUGCAGUAAGCCAUAAUACCAGUGCCUUUGAAAAGGUUACAUGUAGGAAAGUAAACCUUUCAUGUGCAUCGCUGCUUCUGCCAUGUAAUGUUUGAUAUUAUGUUAUUUUUUUUGUCACUUGUUUACAUGUAUUGUUUUAAUGGACUGAUGUUAUAUCUAAAAGGGAGGUCAAUAAAAAGAGUAAAUGUGGAUUUCAGAAUUUA
Molecule: messenger RNA, 1740 nt
Organism: Boleophthalmus pectinirostris (great blue-spotted mudskipper)
Lineage: Eukaryota; Metazoa; Chordata; Actinopteri; Gobiiformes; Gobiidae
Gene: lamp1b
Product: lysosomal associated membrane protein 1b
Exons: 6
Coding region: 295-1044 (249 amino acids)
Cellular component (GO): membrane
Source: RefSeq, a predicted model, not a curated record